CGAUAACAACUGUCAAUUACAUAACUUUGAACUUUCUGCGAUGUCGGCGCGCGCUAUCAGUACAAUGGUAAUUGGUAAAUCGAAAAUUCAUAAUAUCAAUUUUGGGCAUUUCGGCUCGGAAUUCUUGAAUAAUUGAAUAAUUGAAAAUUGAUAAAUAAUAAUUCACGGAUAGUAUCUCCGUUGUAAAAUUUUAAAUUAUUCUGAACCGUAGUAUAAUUAACAGGCAAUAGUGAGAUAGGCCGAAGGUACUAUAUUUAUAAUAAUAAUUUACUGCGUCGUCGUUCUCCAUUUUGCCAUUUCCACUUUCCAGUAAUCAUUUAAAUAUUAAAUCAUCAAUCAUGUCAUUUGAAAAUCUGGCCAAUGAUCCGUUUUUUGUUUCGGGAAUAGAGUUGUUGAACAAUCUCGAUGACAAGAAGUUUGUUCGUUUAGUUGACAGGAUGAUACAAGAUUUUGAACCCAAUCGAUUGUCUUCGUUUUCAGAACUUGAACUAGCAUCCAUGGAAAAAUCUUUGAAAUUGAACAAUAACCAAUGUCAGUGUUUACUGAAUUGUUUAAACCAAUUAUUGAAAGAAGUUAUAAGUGAUGUGACAAAACCUUUGGUACUAAAAAAUGUGUUGUCUACACUAUUUUCGUUUAAUGGGAGAAAAGUUGAAUUGUUUUGUGAAUGUUGGUCUAAAAAUGCUGAACAAGUUGUGUCUAGACUACAACAAAACUUUACUCAUUCAUACAGGUUAAAGGACGUAAAUUGGGCUUUGAAUAUUUCAUCAAAUGUUGGAAUUGAAUUAUCUGAUCCAGAACCUAGAUGUUUAAUAGAGUUAAAAGUUGAAGACAGCCAAUAUCAUAGUGAACCUAAAAUCAAAGAAGUUACUUUGGAUUUAAAUGAAAGAGAGUUGAAGAAACUCUACGAUACAUUAGAAACAAUUAAAGUAAAACUAGAUUCGCUUUCGGAUUAAUAAGGGUUAUUAAUUAGAAUAUAUUAUUAAAUAUUUGUAUUUAUUCACUUUAAUAUUAUCAAUUACAGUAAUUGCUUAUUAUAUUUAAUGCUUCGUACAAGUAUUAAACUUUUAUAAAAAUUUAGCUAACCACAGUUUAUUAUAAUUUGUUGAUUAUUUAUUUUAUUUUUUAAAUUAUAUAAUUGUUGUUUUAUACCAAUGAUUUUAUGUGUACAAGAAUAUAAAAAUGUUUGUGCACAAA
Messenger RNA from Metopolophium dirhodum (rose-grain aphid), 1194 nucleotides. RefSeq lists its product as uncharacterized. The record is from RefSeq and is a predicted model, not a curated record. The coding region runs from base 339 to 953 and encodes 204 amino acids. Lineage: Eukaryota; Metazoa; Arthropoda; Insecta; Hemiptera; Aphididae. The transcript is spliced from 4 exons.